AUGUCGUCAGAGAGGAAGAUAACACUGAAAAGCUCGGACGGCGAGACGUUCGAGGUGGACGAGGCGGUGGCCUUGGAGUCUCAGACGAUAAAGCACAUGGUCGAGGACGAUUGUGCGGACAAUGGGAUCCCACUUCCCAACGUCACCAGCAAGAUCUUGGCCAAGGUCAUCGAGUACUGCAAGAAGCACGUCGACGCUGCUAAGCCCGACGACCGCCCUUCCAACGAUGAGGACCUCAAGGCCUGGGACACCGACUUUGUCAAGAUCGACCAGGCCACCCUCUUCGAUCUCAUACUGGCUGCAAACUAUUUGAACAUAAAGAGCUUGCUGGACCUGACUUGCCAAACGGUGGCGGACAUGAUCAAGGGCAAAACACCUGAGGAGAUUCGCAAGACGUUCAACAUUAAGAACGACUUUACGCCCGAGGAAGAGGAGGAGGUCCGCAGGGAGAACCAAUGGGCUUUCGAGUGA
Messenger RNA from Prunus armeniaca (apricot), 471 nucleotides. The record is from the annotation of a GenBank genome assembly. Lineage: Eukaryota; Viridiplantae; Streptophyta; Magnoliopsida; Rosales; Rosaceae.